AGAGAUUGAGACAAGAUGGUUGAAAAAUAUAAUAAAUUGGCUAAUGGGGAAAGUUCAAUUGUCGUUUAUAACCAGGCAUUGUAUUAUAUCUCCAAUAAUAUUAAGUAAAAAUAAAAAGAGACUGUCAAGUCAAUCAAUUAAAGCUUAUGUUCACCUUAAAUGGCUGCAGAAAGUCAACGUGACUGUGUGCUGGGCAUAUAAUUCAUUUAAGAGGUAGUAGACUGGCGGGUCUAGGCCAGGUAAAAAUAUGGCUUCCAUGGGUGAUGUUGCUAGAACAUUUCCUAUCACAGUCGAGAUUCUAAACGUUAUCAGCGCCGACAUGAAGCUACCUAUUGGUCUUGAAAAUAAUCGUGAAAAUAAAAAAACAAUCGUUAAGAAGUAUCACGUAUCAUUAGUGAUUAGUGAAAAAUUUCUCAUCAUGAAUGAGAUCGUUAAUCAAUUAGACGUAUCGUUUCUUCGUUAAAUAAAUUUUCUUUCGUCGUGUUUUAAAUGUUUUCGAAACAAUACACUCGACUUAACAAUAUUUUGAACAAUACUAUUUGAAUGAUCGAAUAAUAAUUAUUCCCAUUAACGUUAUGCUCGUCGACAAAUUUUAACAAGAUAAAUCUAACGAGACUAGGAUUCGUGUUCCAAAUUAUCCAGCUAAAUCGAUCGACGAUGAAUGGACUACUGUGAUAUUGAAUUACGAAGGACCGUUGGAAGAAACACUUGGAAAGAUUUUCACUAACCAAGAUGUCAAGAUUAACGACCAUGAACGUAUUGUUCCUGUUGAUAUUAAACUUUGACUGGGUCGUAUUUACAACAGAGGAACGAGUAAUAUGUGGAAAAAAUCGAACCCUUCUGGAAAUCCCUGGAAAAGCAAUGUUGUCGGUUUUCGUUGACUUGAACAAAGGACCAUUUUGUAAUGUAACAUCGAUCAAAGGAUACGAAGAAAUGUCUACAGCAAUAUUCGUAAUCCAAACCUUGAACAAAUUGGAAUACGUGUCUGAUUUAACGUUAGGAUUAAGGAUUUUCGACACGUGUCAAGAAAAUAUCACGGUUUAUAAGCAAACUGUACAAGCUGCUGUUAAUAUGGAUUGUACUGAACAUUAUGAAAUGGGUGUCCUUGUUCCAGCUAUUUAUAACAAUAUUCUCGAACCUUUGACCAAUUUCAGUCUUUUACCUAUAAGUUUUUACAAAGAAGAAAAUUUAACAAAACCCUUGAUCAAUAUCAUGGUGCAUUAUAUUAGUACAAGAUUUGAAUCUAUUGAUUUACUUUUAACCAAUUCUGAUUUCGUAUUGGAUUAUUUUUUUGAUGCAACUAAAAGUUUGGGUAUUUGUGUAAAGAAUUAUAAGGAUAUUCAAGAAUUGGAGGAUAACGUUACCGAAGCUGUGAUCGUUGUUAUCGGAGAUGUGGAGGAUAUCAAACAAUCGAUUGAAAAAGGAGAGAAACUCGAAGGACCUAGAAAAACGUGGAUUGUUUUACCUCUCGACAGGUCGCAUGUUGAUGAUCUGAUACCAUCAGGAUCGUACGUCGUGAAAUCAGUGUCCUUUGAUUUCGAUGCUAAACAAGAAGUUCAAUCAAUUGACAAGUUUUCCGAAAAAAGUUUUAAUUCGGUGACAAAUUCGCCAUAUAUUUUAGGUAUUGGUAAAGCUAUACUCGAAUUAACAGGGCUCUUACAUGAUUUAAAAAAAAGAAAUUGUCCUGAAGAAAACGUAUCGUGCAUGAUGCCUCGUUUCAAUCCUCAUAUUCGUCAAGAGAUUAAAAAUUCCGAGAUUUAUGAAACCCUGCAGGUUUUACCGAAAGAUCAAUCGAUCAAAUAUAUCGUUGCUAUGAGGAAUCAUCAGGACUCGUUCAUUGAUAUUGCAACUUAUACUAUUGAGCCUAAUAAAUUUCGAAUAUUACCGGAAAAGAAGAUACCAAGAAUGCCGAAACUCUGUUUGAGAAAAUUUGCUAACAAUUGCGAGGAGUGUGCGAAUUUUCAAAGGAGAACCGAUCCAUACGGUUUUGCCAAAGGUACACCGGAAGAUAGUUUCUUAAAAACAGGAACUUGGAUACCAAUCUUUUUAACGAUUGCUGUUAGCGGUACAUUUGCAUGCAUCGUUAUCAUCGUAUUCAUACUAUAUCGUUAUUUCGUCGAAGAUGUACUCGAUGGAAAUCCAACUUUAACGAUCUUUCUGAUCUUAGGAAAUGUAUUCACUUUGCAAACAGUUUUACCAUUUUGCAUGAACGACGAUCAGUUUAAUUCUCGAGAGCAUUUGAACUCGAGAAAGAUAUUCGUUACGACCUUAGCCUUUGGGCUGCUCUUUUCAGUGAUGUUGUCGAGAGCCCUAUUCCUAGCAUUCUCAACGGGUGGUCUAUUUACCACUCACAUAAACGGUUACCUCCAGGGGCUAAUGGUGUUCUUCGUGUUCGGUGUACAAAUCGCCAUAUCGACCAGUUACUUCUUUCUCAGCACCCUCGACUCUGCUAUCGCUGUCAGAAGUCUAACUUUUAUUGCUCUUUUAGGUUACGAUAUAUUCUUACUGGCAAUGUUAUUCGUCGUUUGUUGUUUCAUCGCUCACAUACAAAGAAAUUAUCGCGAAGGGAAAUGCUUUUUUGGAACGGUGAUUGGGUUGGUAGUUACUUGGGCUAUCUGGGUGACGUGUUUCAUUCUGAUGGAACCGGAAAUUCGUGACACGGUUGUCUGUUUUGGUAUAUUAGCUACAGCCUAUUUAAUCAUCAUUGGUAUUCUCAUUCCAAGAACUUAUUACAUGAUGACACAUUUGACAAGAGGAAUUGAUUUUGGACCAAGAUUCGAUCCUGUUAUAGAUUCAACAGCCGAUCCAAGAUCAAACGCAUUAGUUAGACAGAACCGAGCAUUCUACGAUUACGUUCAUCCUAUGGGUAUUGGUAGUAUAAACAAUCUACAAGCACCCUCAUUGUAUCCAAAUUAUUACGGUAGCUCAAGCCCAGAUCCAAGGACAAUCAAUCGUUGUAGAAGUCCUGAUCCCAGGAGGACACCCGGUUACAAUAAUUAUGGUUUUCGUCCAGAGAUGAGGGAAAUUGAAAAUUCUUAUGGCGUACCGCGUGUCUACGUAGAAAAUUUUGAUCCUCGAAACAGUCCGAACGAGAGAAGCAACAUAGAUUCGGGUUACGCUUUACCAAAGUGUCAACGGAAGAAAAAGAAAUUGAUACUAGAGGAGAAAGAUUGUAUCGAGACGGACGUUUACGUGGAAAACAGAUUAUCACCAAGCCGAAGACAACACGAAGAAGCGUAUCCUUCGAGGUGUGCUAGUCCAAAAUUAGGACAAACGGAAGCAACCAUUUGUGAGGAAGACGAAGACUCGGAUAUUAAUAGAAUAACACGAUUUUAAUUUAAUAUGUAUAUAUAUGUACGUGUGUGUAUAUAUUACACAUAUAUACAUAUAAUAUAUCACACACGAAUUGAUAGAUUUCACAAAGUAACGUUAAUACAUAUAAUUAUUUCUUUACGGUAAAAUAAACAUGAAAUAUUUGAAA
Messenger RNA from Polistes canadensis, 3481 nucleotides. RefSeq names its product protein bride of sevenless (gene boss). Gene Ontology annotation, molecular function: sevenless binding; adenylate cyclase inhibiting G protein-coupled glutamate receptor activity. Bases 733 to 3336 code for a protein of 867 amino acids. Gene Ontology annotation, biological process: visual perception; G protein-coupled receptor signaling pathway. Gene Ontology annotation, cellular component: membrane. The transcript is spliced from 10 exons. The record is from RefSeq and is a predicted model, not a curated record. Lineage: Eukaryota; Metazoa; Arthropoda; Insecta; Hymenoptera; Vespidae.